Messenger RNA from Colletotrichum lupini, 297 nucleotides. RefSeq lists its product as uncharacterized. The transcript is spliced from 3 exons. The coding region runs from base 1 to 297 and encodes 98 amino acids. NCBI's taxonomy places the organism in Eukaryota, Fungi, Ascomycota, Sordariomycetes, Glomerellales, Glomerellaceae. The record is from RefSeq and is a predicted model, not a curated record.
AUGUCGGCAGACCUAUCUGGUUCAGAGCCGGAAUACCUGCCCAGGGUGACCAAUCACGCUUCUGCUGAUCCACCUUUCCCGAUCUCGCCCACCAAAAUCCAACUCCAGCAAAGUUCUGCCAUGCCUGACCGCCAAGAAUUUGUGACUCUUUCGAGAUACCUUUCACUACACAUGCAAAGUUUGUUAGCAGUAGUUGAUAUCCAGGCUCCUCGAGGCAAUCGAAGUUUCGCACAGUUCCACAAUACGCCACUUAUUGUUACACCAUCGCAUACCACGCCUCACAACUUGACUACCUGA